CAGUGCUGGGGCUUCGGCCGGGAUAACGCCCGGUGCUGAUGGCUAACAGGAUUGGCACCGGGCUAACCCGGCCGGCUCUGCCGGAGGUACAAAUAGGCGCGGGCCGCACGGCGGGGGCCAGUGUCCAGGAUGGAGCUCCUAGCCGACGACUAUCGGAACUCCAGCGUGGGGCAACCCAUGGCCAGGGUGGCGCCACUGAUGCUGGGCUGGAAUGUUCCGGCGGAGGAGUUGGUGCACAUCCCGGAACACUGGCUGUCCUUCCCGGAGCCCGACCCCUUCUACCACUACGCCCUGGGCCUGCUGUACCUCGUGCUGGCCUUCUUCGCGCUGCUCGGCAACGGCCUGGUCAUGUGGAUCUUCAGCUCGGCCAAGUCGCUGCAGACGCCCUCCAACAUGUUCGUGGUGAACCUGGCGCUCUGCGACUUCCUGAUGCUGCUCAAGACGCCCAUCUUCAUCUACAACUCCUUCAACAGGGGCUUUGCGUCGGGCUUCCUCGGCUGCCAAAUCUUUGCGGUCCUGGGCACUCUGUCGGGCAUCGGCGCAGGGGCCACCAAUGCCUUCAUCGCCUACGACCGAUACAGGGUGAUUGCCAAGCCCUUCGGAGGCAAGAUCACUCGAGGGAAAGCCUUGCUCAUGCUGCUCCUGAUAUGGGCGUACACCAUCCCGUGGGCCGUGAUGCCUCUCACAGAGUUCUGGGGCCGCUUUGUGCCGGAGGGCUUCCUGACCAGCUGCACCUUCGACUACCUGAGGGACACGAGCGAGAACCGCAGCUUCGUCGCCUCCAUGUUCUUCUUCUCCUACUGCUUCCCGCUGAGCUUCAUCAUGUACUGCUACUCGCAGAUCGUCAGCCAUGUGGUCAACCACGAGAAGGCGCUGCGGGAGCAGGCCAAGAAGAUGAACGUGGACACGCUGCGGAGUAACCAGGCCCAGAACCAGACGUCCGCGGAGAUCCGCAUCGCCAAGGCUGCCAUAGGCAUAUGCUUCCUGUACGUGGCCUCGUGGACGCCAUAUGCCGUCCUGGCUCUGAUCGGAUCGUUCGGCAACAAGGCGCUGCUCACUCCGGGAGUGACCAUGAUUCCUGCCUGCGCCUGCAAGCUGGUCGCCUGCGUCGACCCCUACGUGUACGCCAUCAGUCAUCCUCGCUACAGGCUGGAGCUGCAGAAACGCCUGCCGUGGCUGGCGAUCAAGGAGGACCAGCCGGCCAGCGAGACUGCCUCCAUGACCACGACCAACACCGCGGCCACGAGCUGAGCCCCCUCCCUCCCCGCCGCAGUCACCCCGCUCUGCACCACGGACUACUCUCUGGGACGUCGUGGCGACCGGGCCUGUCACCCACCAACAGGAGGCACUGCAGUUCCAAGCUUCGCUACAUCUUCAAUUUAUACUACAUAAUCCUUACCUCGAUUGUCUUGGGUCAUAUAUUUAUUCACAAAAAAUGGUAAUAAGGAAAUGCUUUUAAAGUGAGCACCCUUGUUCUAAUUUACACAUUGGUUGUAUUUAUUAUGAACUGUUCCACUUAACACUGUUAAGUCUUUUCCUGCUCUAUCAGAACAAUUUGUUUAGGCUUUUUCUUAGCAAUAUUACACCAUCACUUUAUUAUGUCAAUUUCAUAGUGAUAAAUACAAAUAUAUUUAUCAUUAUGUAUAGGUCAAGACAAGCCAUGCCUCUCCUGAUGUAUUCUCCUCUCUAUACUUGCUGAACGAUGUGAGCAGGUGAUGUGUUCUGGGAUAUUGGUGUUUCCAAUUGGUGGUUGCUCUGGCUAUGGUCUUGCCACAGAGCUUUAUUUGUGUUAACUUGAAUUUAGCUAUGAACGUUUAUUUUAUUCUUUAGUUUUCUAAUCAGUUGGCAUGAAUAAAUUGUUUCAAAGUUAAAA
Molecule: messenger RNA, 1873 nt
Organism: Bacillus rossius redtenbacheri
Lineage: Eukaryota; Metazoa; Arthropoda; Insecta; Phasmatodea; Bacillidae
Product: opsin, ultraviolet-sensitive
Exons: 8
Coding region: 130-1251 (373 amino acids)
Biological process (GO): phototransduction; G protein-coupled receptor signaling pathway; cellular response to light stimulus
Cellular component (GO): plasma membrane
Molecular function (GO): G protein-coupled photoreceptor activity
Source: RefSeq, a predicted model, not a curated record